GCCCCUGCUGCCACUUAAAGGCUCUGAGAGCCGCAGCCGUCGGGUCGCCGCGGCUUUCGCUUUGCUGCGGCGGCUGGGCGGGCGGGAGCAGCGGGCUCGGUUGCCGGCUCCACUCGCGUCCCAUCUCCAGCAGCACCAAGGGGCGCUGCUUGUGCCGCCUUCCCGGCUCCGAAAUUCCCUUCCGAGCCUGCGUCCCCGGGCUCCCCGCCUCAGCCACCCUGCGGCACCGAUGCCGAGGCAUGGAUAGAGCGGCACGGCGUGCGGCGGCAAUGGGAGAGAAGGAAGGCAGCGGCGGGGGGGUCGCGGCGGCCGCGGAGAGGGGCGCCGGAGCCGCGGCAAGCAGGGCGCUGCAGCAGUGCGGGCAGCUCCAGAAGCUCAUCGAUAUCUCCAUCGGCAGCCUGCGCGGGCUGCGCACGAAGUGCGCGGUGUCCAACGACCUCACCCAGCAGGAGAUCCGGACCCUGGAGGCGAAGCUGGUCCGGUACAUUUGCAAGCAACGGCAGUGCAAGCUGAGUGUGGCUCCUGGUGAGAGGACCUCAGAGCUCAACAGCUACCCUCGCUUCAGUGACUGGCUGUAUACCUUCAAUGUGCGGCCAGAGGUGGUACAGGAGAUCCUCCGAGAGCUCACUCUGGAUGCCCUGCUGGACAUGAACGAGGCCAAGGUGAAGGAGACGCUGCGGCGCUGUGGGGCCAGUGCGGAGGAGUGCGGCCGCCUGCAGUACGCCCUCACCUGCCUGCGGAAGGUGACAGGCCUGGGAGGGGAACACAAGGAGGACUCGGGCUGGAGUUCGGUGGACGCCCGGCGGGAAAGUGGCUCAGGGCCUCUGGCGGAUACCCUCUCACCGGCCUGCCUGCCCUGGGCCCCGGGGAGCUCCCAGCUGGGCAGGAUGGGCAGCAGUGCCCAGGGCCCACGCUCCGUCUCCGUGUCGGCCCUGCCCACCUCGGACUUCCCGACCCCUGGCCCCAGCGAGGGCCUCACGGACACCUGUGUCCCCCUGCAUGCCAGUGGCCGGCUGACCCCCCGUGCCCUGCACAGCUUCAUCACCCCCCCGACCACGCCCCAGCUGCGCCGGCACACCAAGCUGAAGCCGCCGAGGACGCCGCCCCCCCCUAGCCGCAAGGUCUUUCAGCUGCUGCCCAGCUUCCCCACGCUCACCCGGAGCAAGUCCCACGAGUCUCAGCUGGGGAACCGCAUCGAUGAGGUCUCCGCACUGAGGUUCGAUCUCCCGCACGGAUCCCCACAGAUGGUACGGAGGGACAUCGGGCUCUCGGUGACACACAGGUUCUCCACCAAGUCCUGGCUGUCGCAGGUCUGCCACGUGUGCCAGAAGAACAUGAUGUUCGGGGUGAAGUGCAAGCACUGCAGGUUGAAGUGCCACAACAAGUGCACGAAGGAGGCCCCCGCCUGCCGGAUCUCCUUCCUUCCAAUAGCCGGGAUUCGGAGGACAGAAUCUGUCCCUUCGGACAUCAACAACCCGGUGGACAGAGCAGCCGAACCCCACUUUGGAACCCUCCCCAAAGCACUGACAAAGAAGGAGCACCCUCCAGCCACGAACCACCUGGACUCCAGCAGCAACCCGUCGUCCACCACGUCCUCCACGCCCUCCUCGCCCGCUCCCUUCCCAAGCUCAUCCAACCCGCCCAGCGCCACCACGCCCCCCAACCCCUCGCCCGGCCAGCGGGACAGCAGGUUCAACUUCCCAGCUGCCUACUUCAUUCAUCAUAGACAGCAGUUUAUCUUUCCAGACAUUUCAGCGUUUCCACCGGCAGCCCCACUCCCUGACGCAGCAGACAGUACCCGGCUCGACGACCAGCCAAAAGCAGACGCAUUGGAGGAUCGUGAAGUGGAGGCUGAGGAGCCGGAGGCUGGCAAGUCGGAGGCAGAGGACGAUGAGGACGAGGUGGACGACCUGCCCAGCCCCCGCCGGCCCUGGCGGGGCCCCAUCUCACGCAAGGCCAGCCAGACCAGCGUGUACCUGCAGGAGUGGGACAUCCCCUUCGAGCAGGUGGAGCUGGGCGAGCCCAUCGGCCAGGGCCGCUGGGGCCGCGUGCACCGCGGCCGCUGGCACGGCGAGGUGGCCAUCCGCCUGCUGGAGAUGGACGGCCACAACCAGGACCACCUGAAGCUGUUCAAGAAGGAGGUGAUGAACUACCGGCAGACGAGGCAUGAGAACGUGGUGCUCUUCAUGGGCGCCUGCAUGAACCCGCCCCACCUGGCCAUCAUCACCAGCUUCUGCAAGGGGCGGACGCUACACUCGUUUGUGAGGGACCCCAAGAUCUCUCUGGACAUCAACAAGACCAGGCAGAUCGCCCAGGAGAUCAUCAAGGGCAUGGGAUAUCUGCACGCCAAGGGCAUCGUGCACAAAGAUCUCAAAUCCAAGAAUGUCUUCUACGAUAAUGGCAAAGUGGUCAUCACGGACUUCGGGCUGUUCGGGAUGUCGGGCGUGGUCCGGGAGGGACGGCGUGAGAACCAGCUGAAGCUGUCACAUGACUGGCUGUGCUACUUGGCUCCUGAGAUCGUUCGUGAGAUGACCCCCGGGAAGGAUGAGGAUCAGCUGCCAUUCUCCAAAGCUGCUGACGUCUAUGCGUUCGGGACUGUCUGGUAUGAGCUGCAGGCAAGAGACUGGCCCUUUAAGAACCAACCUGCAGAGGCCCUGAUCUGGCAGAUUGGAAGUGGAGAGGGAAUGAAGCGUGUCCUGGCCUCUGUCAGCCUGGGGAAGGAAGUCACUGAGAUCCUGUCUGCCUGCUGGGCUUUUGAGCUGCAGGAGAGGCCCAGCUUCACGCUGCUAAUGGACAUGCUGGAGAAACUGCCCAAGCUGAACCGGCGGCUCUCCCAUCCCGGGCAUUUCUGGAAGUCUGCUGAGUUGUAGGCCUGGCUGCCUCGCAUGUGCCUGGGGCUUUCUUCCUCCUAAUUGGCACUCGGCACCGCGACUUCUGCUCAAACGCAAACUGAGAUGUGGGCACUAACCCAGGGGACGCCACCUCUGCUGCUCCAGCCUUCUCUCCUGAGACUUCUUUCGCUUUGUUUGUUUUUAAAACUGGCCCCUCCCUCUCCACGGCCUGUGUGUGCCUGAAUAACUGACCUCCAUGGAAGAUCCCCUAACAAAUCUCCCCAGAACCACCUCCUUGGACCUGACUUCGUCCUCUCUAGCCGUUCCUCUGCGGGGUGGUAUCGUUUUUUGUUUGGGUGCUCCUGUCUCCCUACUAACAGCUCAGUGAGAUCUGUUCCCUCUUCCCACCCCCCUGCCAACUGGCACGUCGGCCUCCUGGUGGCUGGGUUCAAAGUAUGGGGGAGGGGGCGAGGUUUGCUUGGCUGUUAACCCGUAGGGAUCUUGUCCAACAAGGAGUGGGAUGAUUUCAGAGCUGCGCAGGGCCAGUCCCCUCUGCAGGGCUGGCGGUGUGGACACCGUAAGGUUGGUUCCCAUAGGAGACACCAGCGUGGAAGUGUACUCAGCAGCACACUCAGGAAUGUGGUCCUAAAGCAAGGGGUGGCCUGUCCCCAAUUUCACCAAUAAAACAAAGCUCUUGCCCCUUCCUACCCUCAUCGUUACCUCCCUUUACAUCUGCCCAGUGCACGUGGAAAGUACCAGACCCCAAGUCAGCGUUCAGCAGGAGUGUGGCUGACAGGCACGCACAGAGUCACGGAAGCGGUUACCAAAUGCAGAUUCCCAGGGCCCGGAAACCUGAAUCCGGGUCUCUGAAGGCAGGCCCCGGCAACCCACACUUCAGCCUGCCUCCCAGGUGGCCCGGUGCACUCCAGUGCAGGAGGACCGCGUCUAAAAGGGACAUGUGAUGUCUCCGUCAGCUCUGGGGGUCAGGUUUCUCCUCUCUCCCAGUUCCUCCUGGAGCUAGAGCUUCCCUGGGCUGCAAAGGAGGCUGCAGUGCAGGCGAGCCCACAGCAGUUCCCGAGUGUGCCGGGUGCUGGGGAUUCCGAGACACACAAGCCCUGGCCUCCAGGAGGAGGGGGCAGCCAGGCGUGACCGGGGCAGCUUGGCGGUGGAAUCAUCCUCACUUCUUGGUGGGCCGGGCCCUCUGCUGAGCUUCUGGCACUGGCCCAGUCCUUCGCUAGUGUCCCCCCAGUGCUGACGAAGACCAGCAGGGCUGUAACCCUUGUCUCUGUUCCUCUCUGCAGCAUUAAUAGCAGCAAAGUGGUGCCCCGGUUUGAAAGGUUUGGCCUGGGCGUCCUGGAGUCCAGCAACCCAAAGAUGUAGCCGUCUGUGCAGUUUUUCCACGGUUUCUUUUUCCUUCAGUGUGUUUCUCAAACACCCAAAGCACUGCCACAAAAGGCAGCAAGCACUCUGCGCAGCGGCAGCCUCUCUCUGAAGCGCUGCAGGACGGGAGCGAGAGUCCUCCGUUCAGACCGUUCGUUCACAAAAAACACUUUGGUCCGGGAGAUGGAGCCGUGCCUGCUGUCCUUAAAAUGACAUCACCGACAACCAGACCUGUCCCGACAGGCAGCAAAUGUUUACAUGUGUGUUUCUGCGGAGUGAACGCGCUGUGUUACAAUAGGUAAUAAUAAAGACCGGCUGUGCAGAGGUGUGCGGGCACCGUCGGCCGGGGCCAUGGAAGUGGCCGUCCUGGAGAGCCCUGCGGGCGGUGAGCCCGAGCUGGGCCAGAAGGAAGAGGUGCGUCGUGACCGUGGAUGUUCUCGGGGCGGGACGGGGGACCACAGGCUCGGGCCUGGCCGCUGCUCUGGCCCCACACCCCAUCAUUGGGGAGCCUCCCUCUGCAGGGGUCGCCCCUCGCCCUGACAAGAGGCCUCUCCUCUGGCACAGCAGGCCCUGGCUGGGAGCCAAGCUAAAUUAUGAGGGUCACCAGAUCCCAGAGAGCGGGGGUUCACCUCUGACCCCUACAGUUCAGCGCAUACAAGCUGGAAACUUAGAGACAGAUAAAACCCAAGUGACAUUUACACUGACCACAGGUUCCUAACUGGGGUUUCCAUCGUCUGUAGAGAUGUUUCCUCCAGGAAUCCCCCAGGAAGGCACCAAGGAAACGCCUCCGCUUUUUGACACGUCCCAGCCCCUGACUGACAUGUGACCCCAGAGCCAAGGCGGUGUGUGCCGUGAAGGCGCCGUGAGAACAAGGCAGGUGUGGGGGAGGCAGCCGCAGCAGCCACCCUCCCAACCCCAGGGUGGCCUGGCUGGCCCCUUAGAAACCCAGGGCUCCAGACCUGCCCACCUCUCCCACUCCCCCAAUCCCGCUGAAGCCCCUCAGCCCAGGCCUGGCUCCUCCCAUCCAUGUCCGGAGCUAAGAAGGGAGCAUGUGUCCCUACUUUCAUUCAGAGCCACCUAGUGAGCCCCGCAGUCUUCAGAGCCUUCCCAAGGCCUGCUCACCAGGCCUCUGCUUGAACCGGAAGGAAGGAAGGGAGGGCUCCAUUUGGGGAAGUCCGUGAUGGGAGAGCACCUGGCCUGUCUUCACUAGGAGCUGUUGCCUGAAGAGAGAAGUUCCAAAUGGCGAAGAAGCCCUUCGGUGGGCAUUAGAUCCUCAGGCUCGGAUUCCAGAAGUGAACAAAGGGGAGGAGAGUGGCCAGGUGGUCGGAUUCGGACCCAGAACAGGUGUCCAUGCUCUGAGCCCAGAUGGGGAGGCAUGUGGUCCCUUUCAUGUAGACGCACCUAGCAGAGCUCCUGGAGUCUGCCCGAAACAUCCCGAAAUGGGCCGCUGCCCAGGACCUGUGAGCUGUGUUCCCCUCCCUGGGCCACCAUCCCUUGGGUGUGACAGCACAACUAUGAGGCAGCACAGCUAUGAAGACCCUGAGGGACCCAGGGUCCUGCUGUCCAUCAGCACGCCAGACACACGCGCCCUCCCUCCUCGGUGUGCAGAGAGUUAGACGAGAAAACCAAUGGGUUUGGUUCAUGGGGUUCUGUUUUCUGUGGGACCCUCCGUUUCUGCCCUCCAUGCCUUCAGCCUCCGCCGUCAGCCCUCUGCACGAUCACCCCCACCCAGAGCCACCUCGUGUGUCUGCUGCCUAUGAGUCUUGCCCUCUGAACCCGUGGCCAUGCUGGGGAGCCCAGGGCUUGGACGGCAGCUGAGCAGGUCAGGCUCCACGCCUCCCCAGCCCUGACUUGCAGCUCACGAAAGUCAGUCCGAGCUUUUUUUUUUCUCGUGAGUCUCACACUUGGGGGUCAGUUCAAGAAGCUUUCAUCAGGCACCUAUCGUAUCUUGUGCAAGGGCUGGGGGCCUGAGGUAGGAGCGGCCACAGUCCCCACCUUUAGGGAACUGAUGAUCUAUCAGGAACCCCAAGAGUGUAGCUGAGUGCCUGGGGUCACCCCCUUCCUCUCCAAGGCCUUGGGCAGCCUCUUGGCCUGAGCCCUCCCUGUCCUUUACAAGAAGCAUCUGAGGAAACCCCCCCGGGGCCCCCUACUCCCUCUCUAGUUGACUGUGAAUGAGGUUAGGAAGACAUGCUUGCCCUUUCGUGUGCUCUCCCCGUCUGCCUUGGAAACACAUGAAGGACGGCAGAUACUGUGAAUUCAGCUUGCAUGGCCAGCUGUGAAGGGGAAGCUGGGAGGAUCUCCGUGGUGAGAGCUCUGGGGGUGCAGAGGCCCCCCUCCGGGGUCUGAGAGUGCAGCCUGCACUUUGCCCCUUCAGGGCCCCCCAGUUCCCAGCCUCACCUCCAAACUCUAGGGCCUGUCCCUGCUGCCUUUAGCCACCAGAGUUGCAGCCAUUGGGUCUCCAUCCAACUUGAGGUCUUGAAUCCUAGCGAGGUACCUGUUAUGAGAAGUGGGUAGCAACUCUGACCCCUCCGUGUCACCAAAUGAAAGAUGUUUGCAGGGCCCUGAAGUCUCUCUGCCCCUCCUGGCAUUUCUUGUGAUCUCAGAGCCGGGUGGGAUGCCCUGCGAGUCUCUGUUCUGUAUUGAUUUCGGGGCCAGGUGGAGACAUGGAUGUGAAACCCAAUAGGGAGCUUGUGGGGUUCUGCACCGUUCGCCAGGAUUUCGUCAGUGUGUGCAAACCCCGCAUCUCUGUGGCCACAAGGCACACACUUUUGUUUUUGAAUGUGAUGUAAAAUUUGUACAGUAAAAGUUUUUAUAUUUUCUAUCAACUGCAUUUGUCUUCCAGAAAUGCUAUUAAUUUAAAUUAAAAUGAUUAGUAUUAACGGACGUGCUGUAUCACUUUUUGCCACUGGCAAGAACAUACUCUGCCGGGCUAAGCCUGGGGAUCUGGAGUUUGAAUAAAAAUAUACCAAGGUG
Phyllostomus hastatus (greater spear-nosed bat) is the source of this 7184-nucleotide messenger RNA. It is a transcript of the gene KSR1, whose product is annotated as kinase suppressor of ras 1. NCBI's taxonomy places the organism in Eukaryota, Metazoa, Chordata, Mammalia, Chiroptera, Phyllostomidae. Gene Ontology annotation, biological process: protein phosphorylation. The record is from RefSeq and is a predicted model, not a curated record. The transcript has 20 exons. The coding region runs from base 240 to 2870 and encodes 876 amino acids. Gene Ontology annotation, molecular function: ATP binding; protein kinase activity.